AUGGCACCUUCAAGUCAGCCUUCCAAUGGCGAGGCAGGUAGCAUUCCUGGCACAGUGCAUUUGGUCGACCUCGAUCAUACUAUGCAUACUCGCCACGCCACUGGUGGUGACAAAGACAUCGUACUCGACCCUACGCCGUCUGCUGACCCCAAUGACCCUCUUAAUUGGGACCCUCGCAGGAAGCUGAUGUCAACCAUAUGUGUCAAUCUGUAUACCUUCUUCAUCGGCAUGUCCGGCUCCACCGUAUACUCGGUUCUGGUUCCUCUAUCCCAAGCCAAUGGGGUGUCUAUAUCUACUCUCGUUGAAGGCGGUGGAUACAUGUUUCUGCUUCUGGGCUGGGGCUUACUGUUCUGGAACCCUUUCGCAUUGAGAUACGGAAAGCGCAUGACAUAUCUUCUCUCCACAUUAGGAGCCAUUGGCACGUGUGUCUGGAGUGCAUAUGUCAAGACUGAUGGCGAAUGGCUCGCUCGUUCUAUUGUCCAGGGAUUUGUUCUUGCCCCGAUCGAAGCACUACCAGAAAUAUCCGUCACUGAUGUGUAUUUUACCCACCAGCGUGGUCGUUACAUGGGCUUUUAUGCCUUCACACUCGCGGGUAGCAACUACUUUGCUCCUGUGAUAUGCGGAUUCAUUGCUGAACACCAAGGCUGGCAAUGGGUCUUCUACUAUCCCACUAUUUUCCUGGGGUUUUUGUUCGUGUUCCUCUUCUUCUUCAUGGAGGAGACAAACUACGUUCGACAGACAACUGGUAUCGUUGCCGACGCUGAUACAUCACUCCUGGACCCAAGCCAAUCGGCCGAUGAAGAGAAGACUCCUACCACAUCAGGGGCAGCCGAAAAGGUACUUACUGGCACGGAUGUUACCCCCGUGGUCGCCGAAGCGUAUCCUCCACCUAAGACUUUUGUUCAGAAGCUCAAGAUCUGGCACCCAACGCCCGGAAAAAGCAUGAUCCAGCGAGCUCUUUCUAGCUUGAAAUAUCUUAGCUGGCCGAUCAUAUUCUACGCAGGCUUCUCCUACGGAUCCUAUUUGAUCUGGUUCAAUGUCCUGAACGCAACAGCUUCUGUGAUCCUGAGCGCACCCCCAUACAACUUCUCUUCUUCGAUGGUAGGCCUCAGUUAUCUAUCUUGCACGAUCGGUGUCGUCAUCGGCGCUCUCCUUUCUGGAACCGUGAGUGAUUGGUUGACGCUCAAACUUGCAAGGCGAAACGGUGGUAUCAUGGAAGCAGAGCAUCGUCUUUGGCCUUUCACAGCCUGUCUGAUCCUCGUCCCAUGCUCCCUUAUUCUCUGGGGCGUGGGAGCGGCAAACAGUGUUCACUGGUUUGGCCUGGUUUUCUCCAUGGGCACUCUAGCUUGUGGUACAACUUUUGGGGUCACUCUCAGUAUCAACUACCUCAUUGAUAGUUAUCACGAGCUUAGCGCCGAUGCUAUGGUUACAGUGAUGUUGGUGCGAAAUACCAUGUCUUUCGCCAUGAGUUACGGCAUAACUCCUUGGUUGAACGGGAUGGGUCUUCAGAACUGUUUCAUCACUGCGGCCUUUGUUGGCCUGGCUGCAAGUUCAGUUUUCUUGAUCAUGAUCAAAUUUGGCAAGAUGUUCCGUGCUCGCAGCGCUGCUAAAUACUGGCAGUUGGCUGCCGCCGCUCAUGAGGGCUGA
Molecule: messenger RNA, 1647 nt
Organism: Exophiala mesophila
Lineage: Eukaryota; Fungi; Ascomycota; Eurotiomycetes; Chaetothyriales; Herpotrichiellaceae
Exons: 6
Coding region: 1-1647 (548 amino acids)
Biological process (GO): transmembrane transport
Molecular function (GO): transmembrane transporter activity
Source: RefSeq, a predicted model, not a curated record